AUGUCUAGAGAAGCUGAUCACGUAAAUCACGGCUCCUUACGGGGCCAUCGAAAUUCAUCUUCUGGCGUUCCGACCUCCAGGCAGGCCCUGACAGGGUCGAUGUACUCUACUACCAGGCCUAGCAACUCGAACUUCAAAUCAGAUAACAGCCUGUCCUUCCAGCGUAAAUCUUCCAAUACUCAGUCCAGGCAACAUGUCCUUAUGGUAUAUCUACGGACAAUUCAGACUCAGCUGAAAAGGAUAAACCGCCAUAUGGGUAUCCAUCCAGUGGAUUAG
Messenger RNA from Paracoccidioides lutzii Pb01, 276 nucleotides. RefSeq lists its product as hypothetical. The transcript has a single exon. The record is from RefSeq and is a predicted model, not a curated record. Bases 1 to 276 code for a protein of 91 amino acids.